UAUAUAAAGGUACAGUAAAAUCAGAACAACAGUUCAUUCGGUAUACUAGAAUGCACUAAAGAAACAGCACACAGGGAAACUGUAAACUUCUCUUACUAACAUCAUACAAGACAAAGGACUUGAAAGAUUUUCUUAGAAGAUUUAGAAAAAUCUUUAGAUUCAAAAUGUAUCUUGCAAUUGCCAUACAACUCAGCAUUUUCUGCAUCAUCCAAGCAGCUAAUCUAGAUGAGGACAAAGCCUGUGGUGACUGUUGUGCUGCAGGGACUCAUGGAAUUCCUGGCACACACGGUGCCCCUGGUGCUCCAGGCCCAAUAGGCCUAAAAGGAGAUAUCGGAGUGAAAGGAGAAAAAGGAAACCAAGGUAUAGAUGGGAAAGAUGGGCUUGAAGGUAAAAUAGGAUCAAUUGGUCCAACAGGUGCUACAGGUGAGAAAGGCGAAAGAGGAGAGAAAGGCGAACAAGGUACCCUAAACAACCAGCCUAAAUCUGCGUUCUCGGUUGCAUUUAUGAACAAUCCUGGCCGUCAUCCAAUUAGUCCAAUGAAAUACACAACAAUAUUCACAAAUGUGGGUAGUCACUACAAUGCAGAAACAGGCAAGUUUGUCUGUCAACAUCCAGGCACCUACGUCUUCCAAUUUACAUCAGGGUCAUCUGACAACAGAAGCAUUGUAACACAAAUCAUGAAGAAUGGGCAACGUGUUGUCUCAGCAUUUGAGAGUGGUCCCGGCUACAAAUCAAUUGGAAACAUGAUUGUUCUUGAUUUAGUAGCAAAUGAUGAAGUGUGGACUCAGCCUCUAAGUACCAACUAUAACUAUUACUAUAGUAACGGUAAUACCUACUGUACUUUUUCAGGCUUCCUGCUUUAUGCAACAGCAUAAAGGAUUUUAAACAAACUAUUAUAUACAAAUUGCAAACCAGCAACUUGCAACAGAGGCUUUUAUGAAAAAAAAUACACAAAUAUGAAAAUUGUUAAUAUUCGAUUACAUUCAUCUUUUUACUUAUAAUGAAGUUAACAUCAAAUUGUGCUUGGCUGUAAAAAUGGCGGAUUCAAGGGGUAGAUGAGCAGGCAUGGGCCCAAUCCCCCACCCCAAAUUUUAUUUUCAUUAAAUAAAAUGGGGCAAAAAAGGAGAACUGUAAUCAAAAUCAGGUCAGAGAGUGCCAUUUCCGGCCAUCUAGAGGUGCCAUGAUCAUAAAUUUUACCUUAGACUUAACCAUGGUGGGGCCGAGGUGGUCUAGACUCUCUGGGCUCUCUCUACUCCGAAUUUCUGGAUCCACCACUGUUUAAUUUUACUACACUGCAAUAUUAUGACACACAGCAUUCAUUAUAAUUAUAUUGAAACCAAAGAUUGAUUUAAUAUUUUGCCAAAAGAAGGCACUUCAAGAACUAAUUCUUCUUUGUUUUAAAUCAUCACAAAUUGAGAUUGGUGAAAAGAUUUGCUCGACAAUGGGGAAAGAGCGAUGUCACUGGCGGGGUUUGGGUGGCGAUGUUACCCAAUGUGAGAGCAACUGAAUGGGGGCUAUGGUCCGGGUUUAUUAAUUUACUUAAAGGGCUAAAUCAUUUUUUAAGUUGAUAUAACAGGCCAAAGAUAAUAUCCAAGUUAGCAAGUUGUUAUAAUUCAUGGACCUGAAACUCUUGGGUAUAAUGUGGUCAAAUCCCUCUGCUGGUGCAAAGUUCUUGGAAGGUUUUCUAUUUUUAACCUUAAUCUUACGACACUACAACAUUACAUGAUACAGCACUUAUUAUAAUUAUACUGAAACAGUGGCGGCUCUAGGAUGUAUUUUCUGUGAU
Anneissia japonica is the source of this 1786-nucleotide messenger RNA. RefSeq names its product complement C1q tumor necrosis factor-related protein 7-like. The transcript has 3 exons. The record is from RefSeq and is a predicted model, not a curated record. Gene Ontology annotation, molecular function: protein binding. Lineage: Eukaryota; Metazoa; Echinodermata; Crinoidea; Comatulida; Comatulidae. The coding region runs from base 165 to 875 and encodes 236 amino acids.